UUUUUAACCAAAAUCCCGUUUUUUCUGCAGCCCCACCGUGUUCCUGUGAUGAAGGAGGAUGAUGAAGGAGGAUGAUGAAGGCUCCAAAACCCAGUCUGAGGCAAUGAGGAUGAUGAAGGAGGAUGAUGAAGGCUCCAAAGGCCAAGAUGGGCUGGUGAAGAUGAUGAAGGAGGAUGAUGAAGGCUCCAAAACCCAGUCUGGUACAUUGAGGAUGAUGAAGGAGGAUGAUGAAGGCUCCAAAACCCAAUCUGGGACACUGAGGAUGAUGAUGAGGAGGAUGAUGAGGAUGAGGAUGACGAAGGAAGAUGAUGAAGGCUCCAAAGGCCAAGAUGGGCUGGUGAAGAUGAUGAUGAAGGAAGAUGAAGGCCCCAAAGACCAAUCUGAGACACUGAGGAUGAUGAUGAAGGGUGAUGAAGGCUCCAAAACCCAGUCUGGGACACUGAGGAUGAUGAUGAGGAGGAUGAGGAGGAUGAGGAUGAUGAAGGAAGAUGAUGAAGGCUCCAAAACCCAGUCUGGGACACUGAGGAUGAUGAAGGAGGAUGAUGAAGGCUCCAAAACUCAGUCUGGGUUGAUGAAGAUGAUGAAGGAUGAUGAAGGCUCCAAAGACCAGUCUGAGUUGGUGAAGAUGAUGAAGGAGGGUGAUGAAGGCUCCAGAACCCAGGCUGAGGCAAUGAGGAUGAUGAAGGAAGGGGAUGAAGGCUCCAAAGGCCAAGAUGGGCUGAUGAAGAUGAUGAUGAAAGAUGAUGAAGGCUCCAAAGGCCAAGCUGGAACACUGAAGAUGAUGAAGAUGAUGAAGGAGGAUGAUGAAGGCUCCAAAACCCAAUCUGAGGCACUGAAGAUGAUGAAGGAGGGGGAUGAAGGCUCCAGAACUCAGUCUGAGGCACUGAGGAUGAUGAAGGAUGAUGAUGAAGGCUCCAAAACUCAGUCUGGGCUGAUGAAGAUGAUGAAGAUGAAGAGGAUGAUGAAGGAGGAUGAUGAAGGCCCCAGAACCCAGACAGGGACACUGAUGAAGAUGAUGAGGAUGAAGAGGAUGAUGAAGGAGGAUGAUGAUGAAGGCUCCCCUGCAGGCCUCAGGGUGUUCCUGCACUGGGGGGGGGAGCAGAGCUCGGAGCGGUUCCGGAUUUUUCCCGGGGAAUCCUUCAGCGCCGAGGAGAUCUGCACCCGGCUGGCUCGGAGCCUGGGAAUUUCCCCGCUGUGCUGCAGCCUCUUUGCCCUCUAUGACCCCCAGACCCAGCUCUGGCUCCCCCCCAGCCACCGAAUCCACAUCAGGACAGAGCCGAGCCUGGAGUUCAGGAUGAGGUUUUAUUUCAGGAACUGGCACGGCCUGCACCACUCAGAGCCCUCGGUUUUCAGGAAUUCUCCAGAAAAAUCCCCCGGGGGGGCCCUGCUGGACAGAGCCUCCUUCCAGUACCUCUUCGAGCAGGCUAAAUUUGACUUUGUCCACGACAUCUGCUCCCUGCAGGAGCUGCAGUCAGAGGCAGAAAUUCAGAAUUUCCAGAACGAGAGCCUGGGCAUGGCCGUGCUGCACCUGGCCCAGCUGGCCCUGAGCAGGGGCUGCUCCCUGCACCAGGUGGCCAAAAAACACAGUUUCAGACACUGCCUGCCCCUCUCCCUGCAGCACCACCUCCAUCUCCAGCCCCUCCUGUCCCGCCUCCGCCUCUCCUCCCUUUUCCGUCGCUUCCUUCGCCGUUUCCAGCUCCGAACCCUGAGCAGGACCCAACUCACAGAAGAAGAUUUAAUUUACAAAUACCUGAGCACCCUGGAGCUGCUGGCCCCCAGAUUUGGGGCUGAGAUUUUCCAGGUUGUGCAUCUGGAAUUUGGGGCAGAAUUUGGGAUGGAGGAAACGGCGAGCGGAGAGUUCGCGGUCAAUCAUCAAGUGCUGGUGACGGGGAAUGAGGGGAUCAGCUGGAGGGCACAGUUCGCGGUCAAUCAUCAAGUGCUGGUGACGGGGAAUGAGGGGAUCAGCUGGAGGGCACAGAGCCUUUCCCAGGCAGAAAAUUCCAGAAGAAAUUCCCAAACUCAGCCCUGGAGGAGUUUCUGUCAUUUCCAGGAAAUCUCUCACGUGCUGCUCCAGGGCUGCAGGGUCAGCAUCCACAGGCAGGACAACCAGACAAUGGAUAUUUUACUGCCCAGCCCAGGCUCUGCCCUGUCCCUGGUGUCCCUCCUGGAUGGAUAUUUUCGGCUCACUGUUGAUUCCAGCCAUUUCCUUUGCCAUGAUGUGGCUCCUCCCAGGCUCCUGCUCAGCCUCCAGCACGGGAUCCACGGCCCCAUGCAGGAGGAAUUUGUGUUUUCCAAGCUGAGGAGGGAGCAGCAGGAGGAGGAGGAGGGAGGGCUCUUCAUCCUGCGCUGGAGCGCGCUGGACUUCGACAGAAUCAUCCUGGCUGUGCUCAGGAGGGAGCAGCAGGCUCCUGGCACUCCGGGCUCCUGCAGAUUCCGCCAGUUCAGGAUCCAGAGGGAAGGAGAAUCCUUCGUGCUGGAGGGGUGGGACAGGAAAUUCCCAACCCUGGGGCAGCUCCUGGAGGAGCUCAGGGGCUGCAGCCUGAGGUGUGGGCAGGAAAAAUUCACAGUCAGGAGGUGCUGCCCGCCCAGGGCCGGAGAGAUCUCAGACCUGCUGAUCUCCAGGAAGGUGAAGGAGGAGAGGAAACAAAUCCUGAACCUGAGCCAGCUCAGCUUCCACCAGAUCCGCAGGGAGCAAAUCAGCCAGAGAUCCCACCUUGGCCAAGGCACCAGAACCAACAUCUAUGAUGGAUUGCUGAACUUCAGCUCAGGAAAUUCCUGCAAAAAGGAGGAAAAAGAGGAAAAAGAGGAGCAGGAAUUUUUAUCCACAGAGCAAAACAACAACAGGGAGGGAGGGAGGGAAAUGCACGUGGUGCUCAAAGUGCUGGAACCUGGGCACAGAAAUAUUGCCAUGGCAUUUUUUGAGAGCGCCAGCCUCAUGUCCCAGGUGUCCCACGCGCACCUGACCUUCGUGCACGGGGUUUGUGUCAGAGGCUCUGAGAACAUCCUGGUGGAGGAGUUUGUGGAGCACGGGCCCCUGGAUGUUCUGCUCAGGAAAGAAAAAGGAAAAAUCUCAGUGGGCUGGAAAAUCAGCGUGGCCAAACAGCUGGGGAGUGCCCUCAGCUACCUGGAGGAUAAAAAGCUGGUCCAUGGCAAUGUUUGUGCCAGGAACGUUCUGCUGGCCAGGCUGGGGCUGGAGCCGGGCACCGCGCCCUUCGUCAAACUCAGCGAGCCCGGCCUGAGCCCCGCGGCUCUGUCCUGGGAAGAACGCGUGGACAGGAUUCCCUGGAUCGCCCCGGAGUGCAUCAGGGAUGUCACAAACCUCAGCCCAGCCUCGGAUAAAUGGAGUUUUGGGACAACACUCCUGGAAAUCUGCUUCGAUGCUGACGUUCCCCUGAAGGAACGAACUCCCUCUGAGAAGGAGCGGUUUUAUGAGAAGAGGCAUCGGCUGCCGGAGCCGUCGUGCAGGGAAUUGGCCUCGCUGAUUUCGCGGUGUCUCAAUUAUAGCCCCGGGGAGAGGCCGUCCUUCAGAACCGUGCUGAGGGAGCUCACCCGGCUGCAGCCGCAGGACCUCGUGGAUGUCACCUCAGUGAAUCCUGAAUUCGCCGUGUCCGACCCCACCGUGUUCCAGAAACGUUACCUGAAGAAAAUUCGGGACCUUGGAGAGGGUCACUUUGGCAAGGUGAGCCUUUGCUGCUACGACCCCACCAACGACGGCAGCGGGGAAAUGGUGGCGGUGAAAUCGCUGAAAUCCGGGAGCAGCCCCCAACUGCUGAGCUCCUGGAGAAAAGAAAUCGAGAUUUUAAAAACCCUCUACCACCAAAACAUCGUCAAGUACAAGGGGUGCUGCAGCGAGCAAGGGGACAGGGUCCUGCAGCUGAUCAUGGAGUUCGUUCCCCUCGGGAGCCUCCGCGAUUUCCUGCCCAGGCACCCCCUGGGGCUGCCCCAGCUGCUGCUCUUUGCUCAGCAGAUCUGUGAGGGCAUGGCCUACCUGCACUCCCUGCACUUCAUCCACCGGGACCUGGCAGCGCGGAACGUUCUGCUGCAGAGCGAGCGCCUGGUGAAGAUCGGCGACUUCGGCCUGGCCAAGGCCGUGCCCGAGGGCCACGACUACUACAGGCUCAGGGAGGAUGGGGACAGCCCAGUGUUCUGGUACGCCCCUGAGUGCCUCAAGGAAUGCAAAUUUUUUUACGCCUCCGAUGUUUGGAGUUUUGGGGUCACCCUCUACGAGCUCCUGACCCGCUGUGACCCCUCCUGCAGCCCCCCAGUUAAAUUUCUGGAAAUGAUCGGAGCCACUCAGGGCCAGAUGACGGUGCUGAGGUUGAUUGAGCUGCUGGAGAGGGGGAAAAGGCUCCCAGUGCCCAGGGAGUGCCCCUGGGAGGUGUCCAGGCUGCUGCAGCAGUGCUGGCAGGCCGAGGCCUCGUUCCGCCCCAACUUCCCCAACCUCGUCCCCGUGCUCAGGAGCUUCCGUGAGAAAUUCCGGGGGCAGGGCCUGUGCUGAGGGAAAUUCCAGAACAUUCCAGAGAAUUCCAGAGAAUUCCAUGGGAUAAUGGGGAAAAUCCCAGAGAAAUUCCGGGGGCAGGGCCUGUACUGAGGGAAAUUCCAGAACAUUCCAGAGAGUUCCAAAGAAUUCCAGGGGGAAAAAAUCCCGAAAACACCCAGAGAAACUCCGGGGGCAGGGCCUGUGCUGAGAGAAAAUUCCAGAGAAUUCCAGAGAAUUCCAGGGGAUAAUGGCGGAAAAAAUCCCAAAAAACUCCAGAAAAUUCCAUGGGAUAAUGGGGAAAAAAUGCCCCAAAAAUCCCAGAGAAACUCCAGGGGCAGGGCCUGUGCUGAGGGAAAAUCCAGAACAUUCCAGAGAAUUCCAGAACAUUCCAGGGGGGAAAAUCCCCAAAAAAACCCCAGAAAAACUCUGGGGGCAGGGCCUGUGCUGAGGGAAAUUCCAGAACAUUCCAGAGAAUUCCAGAACAUUCCAUGGCAUAAUGGGGAAAAUCCCAGAGAAACUCCAGGG
Catharus ustulatus (Swainson's thrush) is the source of this 5005-nucleotide messenger RNA. It is a transcript of the gene TYK2, whose product is annotated as tyrosine kinase 2. Bases 59 to 4498 code for a protein of 1479 amino acids. Gene Ontology annotation, molecular function: non-membrane spanning protein tyrosine kinase activity; cytokine receptor binding; ATP binding. The transcript has 25 exons. The record is from RefSeq and is a predicted model, not a curated record. Lineage: Eukaryota; Metazoa; Chordata; Aves; Passeriformes; Turdidae. Gene Ontology annotation, biological process: intracellular signal transduction; cell differentiation; cytokine-mediated signaling pathway. Gene Ontology annotation, cellular component: cytoskeleton; cytosol; membrane.